Molecule: messenger RNA, 1822 nt
Organism: Aspergillus uvarum CBS 121591
Lineage: Eukaryota; Fungi; Ascomycota; Eurotiomycetes; Eurotiales; Aspergillaceae
Exons: 1
Coding region: 457-1788 (443 amino acids)
Source: RefSeq, a predicted model, not a curated record
UGCAGCGAUUUGUUACCACACCAUGAGACCCCUUUCUGCCAAGCCCCGCCGGGCUGGGUUCAAAAGAUCGAGAACGGGCUGUCGCACUUGCCGGUAUGUAGACCCGAGCUCUACACCACAUUGUAGGAGAAGGCGACUAGAAAGGACAUCAUUCACGGCAGAACACGACGCAUCAAGUGCGACGAAACCCCAGGCAGCUGCCGCAACUGCACCUCUACUGGCCGUCAGUGUGAUGGGUACGAUUUGUACCGACAGCUAUCGCUCACGACCACCAACCGAGAAAAGCUCAACCACCGCCGGGAGUCCGCGCCGGCCGUAACUGGCCCAAUCGCGGUUGCGGUGCCGUGGGCUAGCACCUCGGACGAGCGCCGUUGUUUCACCUUUGUCCAAGCCCGGACCCUCCCGGAUGCGCUCAGCUUCUUCGACUCGGCGGUCUGGCAGCAGUUCCUGCUGCAGAUGGUGCCUCGGGAGCCUGCUGUCUGGCACGCCGUGGUUGCCUUGGGUGCGGUGCACCAGCAGGUCGAGGCCGGGGGUGUGAUCGGUCGUGCUCCGCAAUUCUGGUACUGGAUGGCCGUCGCACAGUCGGCGCGGGCCUUCGCUUGUCUACGGAGUCGGAACCCGUGCGAUCCGCAGGUCCGCGACGUGACCCUGCUCUGCUGUCUGCUGUUCGCGGUGGUGGCAAUCAUCUGGCAGGAAUACAGCUCGGCGCUGCAGCAUCUGCGGGCGGGCCUGCGGAUCCUGCGCGAAAGCGAGCCCUCGUCGCAGAGUCCCACGUCCAGACGUUGGGUGACUGUGUUUCGACACCUGGACACCCAGAUCGGGAUGGAUGGGCCGGGCCUGUGGUACUGGGGGGAGGAAGAUGAGGUAGGGGCGGAGAUCCACCCGACCCCGGAUCCAUGGUGGCAGCAAUCACAACAGCAGCAGCAGGGCGACCAAGCGCUUGAACUCAACGACGACCCUCUCUACGGCGCCCGCCAAGCCCUAGAACCCCUGCACAACCGCCUCUUCAAAUUCGUGCGGUGGUGCUGGCGCAUGUCCCCGGCCGAGCUCCAGGCCGACCACGCGGCACUAGAGGCGGAGCAAGUCGCCAUUGCCGCGCAGCUACGGCCGGGGAUGCAGCUGCUCCAGACCCUCCGCCAACGCAACGACCUCAGCCCUAAGUCCCGACACGGGAUCGAGCUCCUCGAGCUUUUGGUCAUCACCGCCUCGCUUGUCGUCCACACCGGCCCCCUUCACCACGACCCUGAACAAUUGCGGCGCUUUACCCCGCAGUACCGCGCGCUGCUGCGCCGGAUCCAGCGAUUCAUCGCCGACUUUCCCCUGCGGCCCACGGUGACGGUCGACCUGGGGGUGAUCCCGCUGCUCUUCGUCGUGGGCGAUGGCUGCCAGGAUUUCCGGCUGCGGUGGGAGGCGCUGCAGGCGCUGCGCGACUGGCCGCAUCAGGAGGGGCCGUUUCACUCGGUCGCGGUGGCGGCCUUGCUGGAGGACCGGAUGGGUCGGGAGCUGAGGGCCUCCCUGCGACGCAGCACCCCGGAAAGACGGAUCUCCGAGCAGGGAGGUGGUUUGCUCAGCCCAGAUGGUUGCGCCGACAAGCAAGACGAGGAAGCCCGGCUGGAAGAGCAGCUGCGGGAGGAACUGGCAGCCAUCACGGCGCCGACGGAGGGCGCGGCGUCUCGCUCUCCGGACAAGGUCCGCGAACAGGAGGCGUAUGUGGCGUGGUUCUGGCGGCAGGUCCGUCGCUCUAACGAUUACUGGGGGUUGGCGGGGAGGGUGAAAAAUCUGGAAUAGUUAGUUUCUAGUGAGCUGAACUACAUCACAGGCU